GUGGAAGUGCAUGAGCUGGGUGCGUUCGAUAGCUGUCACAAGAGCUAUGUGUUCAGAGGCGACAGAGACGUCACACAGACGUCACUCGAGGAACGGUUGGGACUAGCGGGCACACAAGGCGGGAAAGUGGGCGAACAAAACCCACACCACGGAUCAGGCAGGUAA
Messenger RNA from Sphaeroforma arctica JP610, 165 nucleotides. RefSeq lists its product as hypothetical. The annotation marks the transcript as partial. NCBI's taxonomy places the organism in Eukaryota, Ichthyosporea, Ichthyophonida. The record is from RefSeq and is a predicted model, not a curated record. The transcript has a single exon.